Messenger RNA from Linderina pennispora, 1279 nucleotides. RefSeq lists its product as uncharacterized. The transcript has a single exon. Bases 87 to 1238 code for a protein of 383 amino acids. The record is from RefSeq and is a predicted model, not a curated record. Lineage: Eukaryota; Fungi; Kickxellomycota; Kickxellomycetes; Kickxellales; Kickxellaceae.
CCACCUCAAGCUUCACACAAGCAACCUCAUUCAAGUAUCGCAUUCACUUUCUGCACUUGCAUCUUCAAAAAAAGGCAACUCUGACAAUGCGCAUCUCUAUUGCUACCAUCUUCGCUGUUCUCGCUGCUACUGCCGCUGCCAACCAGGCUGGUCCUGCUGACAACGACAUCUCGACUCCUUUCAACGACCAUGCUGCUGGUAUCAUCGAGCCUGUCAUCGAGACUACUGACGACUUUGACGACUUUGAGGAGGAUGGCAACCAGCGCGGCUUUGGAGGGUUUGGCAGGGGUCUUGGCAAGUUCGGUGGAGAGGUUGGCUCCGAUAUUUUUGGAGACCUCCUUAGCUCAUUGCUGCAGGGUGGCUUCAACCAGCGCGGUGGUCGCGGUCGCGGCAGCGGUCGUGGAAAGGACUUCCUGAGCGAUCUCGGUGUUGAGCUGAUUGGUACUGGUGUCGGUGCUGGCCUUGAUGCUGCCAUCUACAACCAGCGCGGCGGACGUGGUCGUGGUAGCGGCCGUGGAAAGGACUUCCUCAGCGACCUCGGUGUCGAGCUGAUUGGCACUGGCGUCGGUGCUGGUCUGGAUGCCGCCAUCUACAACCAGCGUGGUGGUCGUGGUCGCGGCAGCGGUCGUGGCAAGGACUUCCUCAGCGACCUUGGUGUCGAGCUGAUUGGUACUGGUGUUGGUGCUGGUCUUGAUGCUGCCAUCUACAACCAGCGUGGUGGUCGUGGUCGUGGUCGCGGCAGCGGUCGUGGAAAGGAUUUUCUGAGCGACCUUGGUGUCGAUCUGAUUGGUACUGGUGUCGGUGCUGGACUUGAUGCUGCCAUUUACAACCAGCGUGGUGGUCGUGGUCGCGGCAGCGGUCACGGCAAGGAUUUCCUCAGCGACCUGGGUGUUGAGCUGAUUGGCACUGGUGUUGGUGCUGGUCUGGAUGCUGCCAUCUACAACCAGCGUGGUGGUCGUGGUCGCGGCAGCGGUCGUGGCAAGGACUUCCUCAGCGACCUUGGUGUCGAGCUGAUUGGCACUGGUGUUGGUGCUGGUCUGGAUGCUGCCAUCUACAACAACCAGCGCAGCUUCGAGUAUGACGACGCGGACUUUGAGGAGGAUGACAACCAGCGCAGCCGCAAGGGUGGUCGCCGCCCUCAUCUCAGCGACCGCACCAAGGACUUUCUGGGUGAUCUGGGUGUCGAGGUUAUUGGCACCGGUGUCGGCGCUGGCCUUGAUGCUGCCAUCUACAAUUAGAGUGGCUGCUAUUUUAAGGAUAGUAGGGCAUGGGACUAUGG